Molecule: messenger RNA, 4415 nt
Organism: Nerophis ophidion (straightnose pipefish)
Lineage: Eukaryota; Metazoa; Chordata; Actinopteri; Syngnathiformes; Syngnathidae
Product: heparan sulfate glucosamine 3-O-sulfotransferase 3B1-like
Exons: 2
Coding region: 271-1452 (393 amino acids)
Molecular function (GO): [heparan sulfate]-glucosamine 3-sulfotransferase activity
Source: RefSeq, a predicted model, not a curated record
UAUAAAGCGCCCGCACGCGCGCGGCUUCACUCCCCAGUCGGGCGACGUCAGUUCACGUCAAUUCAAACUUCUUCACUUUUUUGCCCCCAGAAAAUGAUCGAUAAAGUUGGAAAAAACCUUGGCUUUCGGAUAUAUUUUUAUUUUUGACUCGCUUCGCCAACUUUGACGGACUUCCGGCCGCAGGUGAGCAUGGGCGUCACUCGGUGAGGAUUAGCGGCGUGAGGGAGGCGACAUGCGCCGCGGGGACGUGCCUGUGACCCGGGGAGGCUGAUGGAAAAUAGCCCGCUGAGCGCCCGCUGCUCCGGCCCCGUCCAGAGGAAAGUCCUCCUGCUCAGCAUCAUGGUCCUCGUCUGGCUCUUCAUGCUCUACUCCUGCGCGGGGCCGUGCUCCGGCGUGCCCGGCGGGCUGCUCGAGUCCUACCGGGACAGCGGCGCUCCGGUGGUGGCCAGGAGGACCGAGCGGGCGGACCUGCUGUCCCGGCUGAUGGUGGCCAAGACGCCGCCGCAGCAGCCGUGGGAGGACGUGGACGACGAGGAGCCCCCCGUCAGGACCGCCGCCGCGUCCCGGGACUUGCUGGACGACGAGCCGCCGGAGAGGACCGCCGACUGGGACGGCGUGCCCGGCCGGGCGCCUGCUCCGGAGCCCAGCGGCUUGUCGAGCUUCUCCAACGGCUCCGGGAGCAAGAAGCUGCCGCAGGCGAUCAUCAUCGGGGUGAAGAAGGGAGGCACCCGGGCUCUGCUGGAGUUCCUGCGGGUGCACCCGGACAUCAGGGCCGUGGGGGCCGAGCCGCACUUCUUCGACCGCAACUACGACAAGGGCCUGGGGUGGUACAGGGAUCUGAUGCCCAAGACCCUGGAGGGCCAGAUCACCAUGGAGAAGACCCCCAGCUACUUUGUGACCAAAGAGGCCCCGGCCCGGAUCGCGGCCAUGUCCCGGGCCACCAAGCUGAUCGUGGUCGUGCGGGACCCGGUCACCCGCGCCAUCUCGGACUACACCCAGACCCUGUCCAAGAAGCCCGACAUCCCCUCCUUCCAGAGCCUGACCUUCAAGAACCGCACCACGGGCCUCAUCGACACCUCGUGGAGCGCGGUCCAGAUCGGCGUGUACGCCAAGCACCUGGACAACUGGCUGCAGUAUUUCCCCGCCCGCCAGAUCCUCUUCGUGAGCGGCGAGCGGCUCAUCAGCGACCCGGCCGGAGAGCUGGGCCGCGUGCAGGACUUCCUGGGCCUGAAGCGCAUCAUCACGGACAAACACUUCUACUUCAACCAGACCAAGGGCUUCCCCUGCCUGAAGAAGGCCGAGGGCAGCAGCAAGCCCCACUGCCUGGGAAAGACCAAAGGCCGCACGCACCCGGACAUCCGGCCCGAGGUGGUGCAAAGGCUCCGGGACUUCUACCGGCCCUUUAACAUGAAGUUCUACCAGAUGACCUCGCACAACUUUGCCUGGGACUGACUGACUAUUAUUAUUAUUAUUAUUAUUAUUAUUGUUAUUAGGUGGACAUAUAUAUAUAAACAUACAUGUAUAUGUAUGGAAAUGUACAGAAAUCUAUUUUAUAAUAAUUUAUUUUUAUUUCCCAGCAAAUAAUUCACUAAGCUGCCUAACCGUGUUCCUUCACCACGCCAGGCUCACCUUUUGUUUUGUUUUUGUGGCUUUUAAUCGACAUUCCUCACGUCCGUAAUGCUGAGUCGGCAAACAAUCGGAUUUUACGAUUUUGUCCCCCAGUGGAAGGCUAAGGUAGCUACACAACAGCUCCAGGUUUGACACUUUUUUUACUCUUAAUUUCCCCGGCAAGACACAUUAGUCGUGUAGCUUGGUAUGUGACACACAUGCUAACAUGCUAAUAUUAGCAUGCUAACUUUUUGAGCGAGUUUUGCAAUCGUUUACACAAGAGUCACGUAACUCUGUAUGUGACACAAGCCAUAUGUUAGCAUUCUACCGUUAGCUUGCUCGCACGCUAACAUCAGCGUGCUAACUUUUUAAGCUAGUUCUGCAACCGUUUACACCAGACAUUUGUUAACGGUCAAAAUGCAAACGAUAGCACGCUGGCAAGUUUUUCCAUUUAAUUUUUACAGUUUUUUUCUCUAUUUUCGAGCCAUACACCUUUAGAGUCACAACUUAUGUCACACAUCAAGUUAUAUCUGUUUGCUUGCUGACAUUAGAAUGCUAACUUUCGGAACUAGUUUUGCAACUGUUUAUAUAACUUGGUUUGUGACAUUUGUUAACUGUUAGCUUGCCAGCAUGCUAUUGUUUGCGUGCUAACUUAAGCAUGCUAAGUUUUUCAUCUGAUUUAACACUUUGUUUUCUCUCUCUAUUUUCUUGGCUAAAUAACUUGGUAUCUGACACAAGCGAUCUGUUAGCAUGCUCAAAUGCUAACAUUAGCCUGCUAACUAACUUUUUUUCCUCUAUUUUGCAGCCAUACACCUUUGAGUCACAGCUUAUGUCACACAACAAGUUUUAUCUGUUAGCAUGCUACCGUUUGCUUGCUGACAUUAGAAUGCUAACUUUCUGAACUAGUUUUGCAACCGUUUAUAUAACUUGGUUUGUGACAUUUGUUAACUGUUAGCUUGCCAGCAUGCUAUUGUUUGCGUGCUAACUUAAGCAUCCUAAGUUUUUCAUCUGAUUUAACAUUGUAUUUUCUCUCUCUAUUUUCCCAGCCAUAAACCUUGGUUAAAUAACGUGGUAUCCGACACAAGCGAUCUGUUAGCAUGCUACCGUUAGCUUGCUCAAACGCUAACAUUAGCGUGCUAACUAACUUUUUUUUCCUCUAUUUUGCAGCCAUACACCUUUGAGUCACAGCUUAUGUCACACAUCAAGUUAUAUCUGUUAGCAUGCUACCGUUUGCUUGCUGACAUUAGAAUGCUAACUUUCCGAACUAGUUUUGCAGCCGUAUAACUUGGUUUGUGACAUUUGUUAACUGUUAGCUUGCCAGCAUGCUUUUGUUUGCGUGCUAACUUAAGCAUGCUAAGUUUUUCAUCUGAUUUAACACUUUGUUUUCUCUCUCUAUUUUCUUGGUUAAAUAACGUGGUAUCUGACACAAGCGAUCUGUUAGCAUGCUACCGUUAGCUUGCUCAAACGCUAACAUUAGCGUGCUUACUAAUUUUUUUUUCCUCUAUUUUGCAGCCAUACACCUUUGAGUCACGGCUUAUGUCACAGAUCAAGUUAUAUCUGUUAGCAUGCUACCAUUUGCUUACUGACAUUAGAAUGCUAACUUUCCGAACUAGUUUUGCAACCGUAUAACUUGGUUUGUGACAUUUGUUAGCUGUUAGCUUGCCAGUUUGCGUGCUAACUUAAGCGUGCUAAGUUUUUCAUCUGAUUUAACACUUAGUUUUUCUCUCUAUUUUCCAAGCCGUAUAUCUUGGUUAAAUAACGUGGUAUCCGACACAAGCGAUCUGUUAGCAUGCUACCGUUAGCUUGCGCAAACGCUAACAUUAGCCUGCUAACUAACUUUUUUCCCUCUAUUUUGCAGCCAUACACCUUUGAGUCAUAUGGAUUGAUAUAUGAAACAUGUUGACUGUUAUCAUGCUAACAGUUGCACACAUGCUAAAGGUUAGCAUUUUAAUGUAAGCAUGCUAACAUUUUGUACAGUUACACCUAAAACUCUCGGAUUCAGACACUCUGCGCCAUCUUCAAAGUACGGCGACGUUCGAGGAAAGGUCCGGGGCACAAAGAGCAGACCCAUCCACAUUUCCGCGGGAAUUUUCUAGUUAUGGGCCUGCUCUGAUGCGUAAUAUUAUUCCUGAUACUUCAAACUUUAUUACUUUAUAAGUGAAGCUAAAUGGGAAAUUGAUGCCCAACUGUUUCAAAGGUCAGUCAAAGUCAAACAAAACGAUUUGUCCUGGAGAGCCGCGGAGGACGGAGCUUAUUUUUCUGCCUUAUGGACUCACCCUCAACCUCCUCCUCCUUAUGUCUUUUUUUGCCAAAAAGAAAGAAUCACACAGCCUUAUAAGUCGAUUUUUGGUGUCGGACAGGAAGUCUUUAUAUGCAAAAAGGAGUGAUUUAUUUUGAAAAAGCAACAUGUCCUACACUGAAUGUAGAGAUUUGAAACUAAAAUGGUGUUGUGCCUCUUUGAAAUAACCCAAUUCUACACUUUAAGGCUGUUUUCUUUUCUUCUUCUGGGGUUUUCCAACCUCAUCUUCGGGGGAAGCAUUUAACUUCAUCACAGCAACGUUGACUUCUGCUGCGAGACAUGAGAUUAAUGACGAAGAAAGAAAAAAAAAAGUGGUUUUGUCGCGUUUAUGGUUGAGUUUUAUUCAGCCGGCUUUUUGUUUCGUCUGCAAAUGUUUGCUUUGGAAAAUAAUAUUUUGUGUUGGAACGAGCGGAGGUUGGCAGGAAUGGAGUUUCUAGACAAUGAAAGACUAAACAUUCAUAAUAUUUCUUUGUAUGAAGAAAUAAAUAAGUAUAUAUUUUACCAAAAA